GAAGCUGGGAGGUCGCAUUACUAGGGCCGGGUUAGUUGGGCUGAAGGAACCAAAACAAGUGCCGGUUCUCUGCGUUUGCACCAGGCCUGCAGUGUGGGAAAUCGGGUGGUGCAGACCUGGGUGCGGAGGACACGGCGGGGUGUCGCGGGGACCUGAAACCUCCCGGAGCCGCAGUCUCCGCGCGGGCGGCCUGGGAAAGUCACAGCGCAGUGGCGGGAACCGCAGCCCGGCGGCCCUGGAACCUCCCAGGUCAGCAAGCCAUCUAUUCAUUGUUCCUGAAAGAGAAAGAAACAGAAAUAAUGGCUGAUUCUGCAGUUAAUCUGUCCCAGGCACUCCAGGCAGUCUUGCCCAACAUCAGUGAGACUGUCAAAGAGGAUCAGCUACCCUGCCAGGAGGGACACCCACCAGAUGAGCCAGAGAUACAACCUAUUGACUGGGUUUGGGUCAAGAAAUGUAUGGCCCAGCAGCUAGGAGGAAGGUAUACUGGACUGGUCCAGGUGAUCUUGGCCACACUGACUGCUGUUAAAGUAGCUGACAAGCCUUACUGGAUUCAGCAAAAUCAUCUACAGCUGACAAAACCUGAACAUGUGCCCAAGGAAUGGGUGGUAAGGCCCCUGGGACCUACCAAGGGUCUGUUGACCUUCUGGGAUAUAGCUGUGGACUUCUCCCAGGAGGAGUGGGAAUGCCUGGACUCUGCUCAGAGAACUUUGUACAUAGAUGUGAUGUUGGAAAAUUACAGCAACCUGGUCUAUGUGGAGAACUACUGCAUAUAUGAUACUGUCCAUCAACAUGUGAAUAAUGAAAAGGAGUCUUGUCAGUGUAAUGAGUUUGGCAAAGUGCUUCAUGACUGCUCCACAUGUGCACUUCAUAAAACAAGUGAAACUACAGAAAACUCUAAUAACUACAGAUGCAGUAACCACAGGGAUUCCUCCAUUGACUUAACAAACCCAGAUAGACAUGAAAGCAUGCACACUGAAGAAGAAUCUUACAAAUCUAAAGACCAUGAGAAGUCUUUAAAUUUGUGUUCCAACCUUACUGAAGAUCAGAGACUGUACACUGCAAAGAAAGAGCACAGGCAGGGAGAAUAUAAUGACUAUUUUGACUCUACAUACAGUUGUUUGCAACAAAAAUUCUAUGUUGGAGAGAAACCACACCAAUGUGGGAAAUGUGGGAAAUACUUCAGUACUGCCUUAAGCCUCACUGUACAUCAAAGAAUUCAUACUGGAGAGAAACCUUACAAAUGUAAAGAAUGUGACAAAUGCUUUACUGUGAAGUCAACUCUUACAAAGCACCAGAGAAUUCAUACUGGAAAGAAACCCUACAAGUGCACCGUUUGUAACAAAUCCUUUACACAGUCUUCCAGUCUGAAAACACAUCAGAGACUUCAUACUGGGGAGAAACCUUACCAAUGUAGAGAAUGUGGAAAGUCCUUUCAUCAGUCCUCAGCACUUAAAAGCCAUCAGAACAUGCAUACAGGAGAGAAGCCUUACAAAUGUAAGGACUGUGACAAAUCCUUUUCUCACUAUUCUAACUUCAGGAGACAUCAGAAAAUCCAUACUGCUGAGAAACAUUAUAGGUGUCAAGAAUGUGGCAAAGUCUUUCAUUGGCUUUCACACUUAAGAAGACAUUUCAGACUCCAUACUGGAGAGAAGCCUUACAAAUGCAAUGAGUGUGACAGUUCUUUUACUCACUAUUCAUCAUUUAGAAGACAUCAGAAAACUCAUUCUCUAGAGGAAUUGUAUGAAUGCAAAGAAUGUGGUAAAUCCUUUCUUGACUUAUCACAUCUUAAAAGGCAUUACAGAAUCCAUACUGGUGAGAAGCCUUACAAAUGUGAGGUAUGUGAUAAAUCCUUUACAUUGAACUCAACUCUUCGAAGGCAUCAUAAAAUCCAUACUGGGGAGAAACCUUAUAAAUGUGAGAUAUGUGACAAAUCCUUUUCUGUGACCUCAAAUCUUAGAACGCAUCAGAAAAUUCAUACUGGAGAGAAACUUUACAAAUGUAUGGAGUGUGACAAGUCCUUUACCCAAGACUCAUAUCUUAGAAUACAUCAGAGAAUUCAUACUGGAGAGAGACCUUACAGAUGCAGAGAAUGUGGAAAGUCGUUUCUUCAGUUGUCAGCACUUAAACGCCAUCAGAAAAUGCAUACUGGAGAGAAACCUUACAAAUGUAUGCAAUGUGACAAGUCCUUUACCCAGGACUCGCAUCUUAGAACACAUCAGAGAAUUCAUACUGGAGAGAGACCUUACACAUGUAGAGAAUGUGACAAAUCUUUUACUGAGUGUUCUACUCUUAGACAACAUCAGAAAAUUCAUACUGGAGAGAGACCUUACAAAUGUAUAGAAUGUGACAAAUCCUUUCCCCGUAACUCACAUCUUAGAAUACAUCAGAAAAUUCAUACUGGAUAGAGAACUUACAAGUGCAAAUAAUGUGAUCUGUCCUUUAUUCAGAUUUUGAAACUUAGAAAACAUCAGAAAAUUAAAACUGGAGGAAAAAUAAAAACAUUGCAAAUAAUGUGACAUAGCUUUAUCUGGAAUUGUCUACUUAGAAAUCACAAUAAUAGAAACAAGAAAAUGCAAAACUUGUGAAUGUCUUUAAUGAAGGUAUAAAUCUUAAAAAAUUUCACAGGGUUUAUAAGAAAAUAAAAUU
This is a messenger RNA of Onychomys torridus (southern grasshopper mouse), 2646 nucleotides long. RefSeq names its product zinc finger protein 54-like. Gene Ontology annotation, biological process: regulation of transcription by RNA polymerase II. Bases 300 to 2405 code for a protein of 701 amino acids. The record is from RefSeq and is a predicted model, not a curated record. Gene Ontology annotation, cellular component: nucleus. Gene Ontology annotation, molecular function: DNA-binding transcription activator activity, RNA polymerase II-specific; RNA polymerase II cis-regulatory region sequence-specific DNA binding. The transcript has 5 exons. NCBI's taxonomy places the organism in Eukaryota, Metazoa, Chordata, Mammalia, Rodentia, Cricetidae.